AUGGCGUCGUACGCGUGCGUCAGUUUGCCCCCACAGUUCAUCACUCCGCCACCGUCCACUUCCAAUAGCGCUCAACACAAUAACGACAGUGAUUGUGGAAGCAGGUCAGUUAUCUGUUUGGUGCGUCCGUCUAUCCGCCCCCGGCUUUUGCUUUUCCCCUCAAGAGACGCGAAAUGAAAAAGUAUGAAAAGUUUCCUGAACGAGCCUUGAAACAUGCCCUUUUUUAUUGUCCCGGGGGGUUUGAAAAAGGACGGGGUGAAAAAGACCUACUGGGAAGAAUGGAAAGCGCUUUCGGUCAAGAAUGCAAUCAAUAACAGUGAUACAUGCGCAUGCAACGCUGGAGUUCUACAUACAUGACUUCUGGGAACUUUAACUUCUUUUCUUCUUUGUCUUUACUCUUCUCUUCUGCUCUGGCUACUUCUUUUGGGGAAUGUCAGGCGCUCGACGCGGCCCAAAUGUGUGUUCUCUUCCAGUGUCUUCGAACCAUUCCUGCGCCUAUCAAAAUCAUAAAAUCAAGUGAUAAAAGUGGAAAUCAACGAAAAAAUUUCCGUUGUGAAUAAUGUGAAUGGCCAUAAAAAGCGUCAUCCUCACUUCUCCCGAACACACCGGCCGAUCACUUCCGUCCGUCCGUCCGUCUCCGCCGCCGCCGCCGCUCCACUCGUCUCAAUUUGUGUGGCUUUUCAGCGAAAAUCGUUUCAGCCUGCACGAGGCUGAAUCUCCCUCCCUCGCAUAUAUUUCCCCAUCCCUUGUUCUCCCGCCCUCCUCGCCGUCCGCUCCGUUCUUUUUCAUUUUGCGAAAGACAGUGUGCUUGUGCAAGCGCCCUCUUAGCCACGUCAGCCCCGUCGCCCGGUGCGUUGCAUCUGUCCCGUUUUUUUGUAGAAAAAAAACGGCAGAUGUCCUGCACGUGCUCGGCACCAGUGCCCUGCACUUGUUGGGCAUUUUUUUUCUAUCAUUGACAACGACCAAAAAAGCAGAAAACUCAUUGACCCGUCCGUUUCGUAAGAGCGGUCCCUUUGCGCGCAUAGACUCGAACGCACACGUCAUUCUUUCUGUUCUGUCUCGGUCUCGUAGGCGUCCUGAUCUCGAUCAACAAAAACGCAAUCUCAGGGGCUAGCACCUGGGACAGCUGAAAUAUGAAGAAAUGAUAUAGGGAAAAAUAUUGCUGCCGUCUGAAUCUGUCGGAAUUAUCGGUGCAGGUGAAAAUGGGAUCGACUACUGCUCCAAAAAACCAGGCUGUCCCCAUAUUCGGCUAGAACGCACUAAUUUUUUUCUGAAAAACAAACUUUGUGAUCAACUCGAGUCAGCCUAUACUUCGGAGGGUAAAAUUGAAGAUACUAGGAAUUCUAAUUCCAAGUGGCAUUUUUUCUUUAGAAUCACAUCUUCUCUCUUUUUUAUUGCACGGGUUAGGUUCCUUUUUCGGCGCCCCUCGGUCAGUAGUCGUCUAGGCGCACAAGAGUGCUUUCCCUCCUCUCCGCGUUCGGUUACAUCUUGGCUCAUCAACUCAAUGUCACUGCCGCGCUGCUCCUAGAAAGCCUUUGAAAAAAUGAGCUCAUCUGUCUUGACUGUGCAAUGACGGCCGCCAGAUUUUAUGCAAAUCCGUUGCUUCUUCGUUUGUCGACGACGAAAAGAUGGAACAUUUCCACAAAAAAGACGCGAUUCGUUCGCUCUCUCUCUCUCUCGCUUCUCUGUUUACUCUUCUGGACUUUUGCAAUGAUCAAACAGUUUGAUCGACCAAAAUUAUAGAAACACUAGGGGGCCACACAAUAUCGGCUGACGUGUCUCUGUGAGAUAUUCAACCCCUGCUAGUUGCCUCAAUCAUUCUCUCCCCCUUUCCUCUUAGUCAAUGUGUGUGGGCGAGCCAAAACUCGGUUUUGCAGAUGGAUGCACUCACCGAGAUUUCUUGUGUCAGGCUCUCAGCAAUAUGCACAUUUUUUGAUCCGCCCGUCUCAUUUAUUCUCUUUUUUGAGGACCUGCGGACCACACUACCGCCUUUCCUUCUUCAUUUCAAAGGGGAGAGGACGCAAUGCGUGACGUGGCUGUUUGGGAAGAGAAAGAUUGAUGUAUAAUCCAUAAAAGAAAACCAAUUGCUUCGUUUUUGUGAUGUGCAACGUCACAGUUGUUUAUCUCUCUCUCUCUCUCUCUCUCUCUCUUUCCCUCUCUCUCUUUCCCUCUUUUCGUUUCCACUUCCGACUACUGUGUUAGUGCAACCGAACAAUCAGACAACCUGCAUACAUCAUCCCAUUUCCUUGACGGAGCCAUUUUCUCAGUGCUCACGGCAAUUUUUGCGCGUAUAACGACGUUAUGAACAACCUUAAUCAUAGGUUCUGGACGAGAUUCGGUGUGGUUCGAAACCGCGUCGUUUCCGACUCCUACCGUAUGACGCUUUUUUUCCGGAAAGCGGGGGCCUAUGACGUGUCAAGGGUAGCAAUUUCGUUUAAUUGGGAGUCCGACGAAGAGAGGCGCAGAAAACGGGACUUUUUCUCUGCUUUUUCCCCUACUUAUUAUUGAGCAACACCGACAACUUUCUUUUGCUCUGCUUCUUCUUCUUCUUUCCUUUUUUCUCAUCUCAGCUUCCUCCCUUCUCACAUUUGGUUCAUCAGAUUGUCGAGAGAGGUGUCGAAGAACAUGCCUCAAGAAGUGGCGCCCGAUUCGAGCGCCGCUGCAGCUGCAAACUUGGGAAUACGAAACGAGUUCUUCCAGCAGUUUCUGGAAUCGUAAGUUUGCCAGAGCCCGCAUUUCCCGCCAGUUCCAGGCAAAAUGCGGCCUUUCCUGAACGUCGGGUCGCAUACAAAAAUAAAUAAAAGGUCCCCUUUUUUUUCAAAAUUUUUCAAAAUUCAAAAGACAAAACACAUAGAUGCGACUAGAUUCAAUAUUCGCUCAGACAAGAUUAGUUUUCAUUUCUCAAAAGGCAUUCAAAGAUUGAACCGGUAUUUAACAAUCCCAGCAUCAUCAUCGCGCGCCGGGGCGAAUAAAUCGGCGGAAAACGUUUUACAUUACUUGACGCAAAUGUCAACAUUUAUUUUUUCAGCACUGGCACUGGUCGUGGUGCGAUGAACGGUCACGAAGUCUCGGACGAUGGGUCCACGUCUCCGCAGCCAACACCUCCGGAGUACCCGAGCCCGCCGCCUCCGAGCAACUCGCCGCCCGAAUCUAUGACUUCGCUUCAGGCAGAAUCUCCGACUGGCGACGAGACCAUCUUGCCCGACACAGAGGGAACACCGCCGUCGGACACAGAGACAGAGAGCCGACCGCCGCCAACCGAAGGGACUUCAGCCGGAACUGCCAACCCGGAGAGCAAUGUUCACGUUUGGAUGGCCCAGCAUGGAUUCCACGCGGUGCCAUUCCAAGGUGCACUUCCGAAUGAGCCGCAUUCCAUUCUCUUCGUGCAUGUCAACGACGGACAGCAACUUCAACUCGAAGUCAAGAAUGAGGAGGAAGCCGUAGGUACUGAUUAUAUUUCAAUUUGCUAGAUUCCAAACAGUGUGCCACGUCAUCGUUUUUCUCUUUUCCGAUUCUCACUAUUUUUACUCUCCCUUUUGUGCACACUAUUUAAGGGGCGGGGAGAGUGGGUGUCUUGGCCCCGGCCCACAGGUUCUGAUGCUUAUUUCGACUCCACCCAUUCGCUCCGGCUGCCCUUCAUUUGCAGUCCGCCAAAAAGACGUUGUUUUUUAUGUCAGCGGUCGGGGAAGGCCAUUUCGCAGGCUGAUUCUUUUUUGGACCAUCUCCUCUUCGCUGCUUUUUUUUCACACAGACCUCCGUACAUCUCUCUUUUGCCAGUUUUUUAGUUGCUAAUUUCAUCCAACAGUACUUUUCUCCAAAUUCGUUUCGCUUGUGUAUUCUUUUGCACAUUUGGAAACGUUCGUAAUUUCUGAAAACGAAGCGAUGUGGAAACGAGAGUACAUCCGCGUUAACAGAAAAAGCUUCACAGCUGGGGCUCAUCUCUCUUUUGCAAAGAACAAACUCAUUAAGGUUAUUUAUGUCAGUUCAGAGAAGAAAACUCAUAAUUCAAUCGUUAGCUUUGAGAUGGACGGAUGGUCCCCACUGUUUACCGGGCUGUUCUGCCGACAAACGCAUUCAUAUUAAUGUUCUUUGCUCGAUUUUGUGUUUAUUUUAUGGAAUAUGAUCGAUAGGCGCUUGGCUCUAGGCACCUUAAUGAUCCGGUGUCAACAUAAUAAACUUUUGGUUCCCUUUCCCACUCAUUUCGCGGCGCCCUUUCGGACAAAAAAGACGUCGCCGCCCGUACGCCAAUCACUCAUUCUCUCCAGUCGGCUCCAGUUUAAUUUUGAAGCAAUUUGUCUCGCUUUUCUAUCCGGAAAAAGAGAAUUGCUGUGACGCGAGUCGUUCUGCAAAGGCCCCAAUGAGCGGAGCUGAUGCCACGUCAUAGAGGGAGAGGAUGGGAAUGGCUCAUAAAUCACUCAGCCGCCUUCUUUAUGUUUGCUUCUUUCUCACAAUUUAGCGUCAUUCUUUUUCCUUCGCUCUCAAGAAUCGGAGUUCUCAAUAAUAAUAGACGAACACUUGUCGAUUUGUUGACGUUUUUCUGAAAACGAAUCCCAUUCUGAUUGUGACAUAAACCCAACAAACCAUUCAUUAAAAUUUUUGACAGAUCUUCUAGGCCCUGGAACAGUACGCCUAAUCGGAGAAGCGGGAAUGACGAACCAACCGCUGCAACUGCAACUUCGUCUCAAUCAACAAUGCCAUCAGUUUGUUGACGAAGAGGUGAGUAAGGGGACCCGGAUGCAUGCCCCCGCUGUAGUUGCGCUUUGACACUAUUCGUUUUUCUAUAGGGUGUCCUCCGCCAUGUCGUUUUGUCACUCGCAGACGAUGGUAAUCAGAAUCCGCGGGAGCUAAAUGUAAUUGUCCCCUCUCAAUUGUUUCUUGGUUGCAACACUCUGUGCUCAUUUCAGGUUCCGCAGGUCAUCGGAGUGGAUCAGUUGAUGAACGCGCUUGGAGUGCAACCGCAUCGUGGAAACUCGAGAGGUGGAUACGGUCACCGAGGAGGAGGAGGCGGUAAUCGUGGAAACCGACACGGGUCAGGGAACGAUCAGACCACUCGUGGUGGACAUCAGAACAGAGGUCGUGGAAACUUCCGUGGCAAAUCUUCCGGAAGAGGACGCGACUACCAUCAGGCACAGGUCCCUCGCAUCAACAACUUUGCGAACCAUGUGCCGGAGGAAGCUCCCCAUCAGGUGGCUGAGUUCAACGGUAUUCAGCCAACGAUCGAUUACAACGCUCCUCCCCCAAUGGUCGACUACAGUAAUCCUCCACCAUCAAUGGCUGAGUACAAUCGGGUUCAGCCAGUGGUUGAAUACAAUGGUGUUGCUAACGGACCCGUCGGAUUCACGCAAGAGAUCAUCGAAGUCAUUCCACCAAACCAAAACCAGAACAUGGGACCAGGAGGACAGAUUUCACUUCUUGGAGAACCGACAGGACCACCGCUUAUGGAUAUGGCUCUGGCUAUGCCGAUGGUCUCGAUGAUGAACGCGCCGCCACCGGGUUUUCAGCCGAUUGCGCCGUCAGGAAUGCAACUUAUGCUUGGUGGCCCAAUUGAAAAUCAGGCGACCGACAUGUCUGUCAUGCCGACUAUGUUUAACGGACCAAUGAUGCCGCCGGGCAUGCUUCAAGAUCAAAUGAUGCCGGGCCCUUCAAUGGCAGUGACACAGCCGAUGUUUGGAAUGCCGCCGCCCGGACUCCUUCUUCUUCCACACAAUGGGCUGAACUUCCACAAUAACAACAAGUGGAUCGCCGAUUCAGCUGCAGAGGUAGUCAAAACAAUCCCAUUGUGUCUAUUUCUAAAACUUUUUGCAGGAAACUGAAGCAAUUCGGCAAAUUUUCAGUCUGAAACUGAAACCUCCGACUGUUGCGAACGUGCUCCCCACUGAAGCCGAGUUUUUGUGGGUUCCACUCAAAAUAUUCAAUGUAAGUACACUACCAAGCUUGCAACGCUCACAGCAAUCCAAUUACAGCACCAAUACCGCAAAAACGGUGCCCUGUACCCGUGCGUCGAUGAUAAGGAGAUCUCCUACUACGCCUUCGUGUUCAAUUCGGAGGGAAGAUGUAUCAUCACCGAAUUGAUGACCCCCAACAACACCGACCAAGCAAUGAAAGGCAGCAUCUUCAAAGCGCACAACCUGUAUCCGAACAGAAACUACCAGAUCAGAAUCAGCGCGUGCCUCGUCAGUCGCAACAUCCACGGAGAAAUGAGCAGUGUCGUCUCGUUCAGAACUGCACCAGGUCGUCCAGAUCCUCCAACUUCUGCUGACGUCAAGGUGCGGGGACCGAACUUUUUCGAGUUGUGCUGGAACGAAUCCUGCAACAAUGGUGCUUUCGUUAGUCUCUACAAUGUCUACAUCUACGAGAAUGAGUGCGGAAACGGCCGUAUGUUGCGUACAAAGGAGACGGAUGUUCGCGUUGAAGGCCUGAAGCCAGACACUUGCUACAAGAUCUCGAUCUGUGCGAUCAAUGCUCUCGGCGAGUCGCUGGUUGGCCAUCGUUUUGACGCUUGGACCGAUCCGGUCAGAGCUCCGUUGCCUCCGAGAAAUGUCUCUGCCAGCGCGAUUUCCCAUCGGUCCAUUGAAGUCAACUGGGACCUCAACCAAAAUUGCUACUACUCCAUCGAGAUGUACGAUAGCUUCAAGAAGACUUCAGCGAUUGUUCGCGAAGGAAUGGGAAGCAACACUGCUAUUCUCGGAGAACUGGCUUCGGACACGGAAUAUCGCAUUCGUAUCACGGCCAGAAACUCAAAAGGAGAGACUAAGUCUUCGUGGGUGUCGGCAAGAACUCAGCCUUAUCGCAAGCCUGAUUACCGUUAUCGAGAGGAUAGUUUCAACCGCCAACUUCGCCCGAACUGUGACCGCCCACCUUCGCCUCCAUCUUGUGAGCCUACUCACGGUGGACACCCGGAAUUCCGCUGGAAGGGUUUUGGACCAAACCAAGGAAGUCACAUCUAUGCGUUGGAAGGAUCCACGUACGAUGAACCCCAGAAUUUCCUUCUUCUCUAUCGUGGUUCGGCUACGUCGUUCGUCGUCACUGAUGAGUCCCUUCAUUAUCUUCGUUUGCACGUCAUCUAUAAGAAGGGGGUCAGUUAGCAGGCAGUUUUUAUGAUAAUUAUUGUUUUUGUUUUUCAGCAGCUGAGCCCAUAUUCGGAUCUUGCAAUCAUUCCUCGCGAGUACGGCAAAUAUCGACCGGAUUGCGUGCACAUGGUACGGAUAAGAAUGACCACUGAUGGAUGUCUCGCUGUCGAAUGGGAUAGUAUUAACACAGAGGUGAGCCAAUUUCAAGGCUUGAGCUUCAAAUAGUAGAGUUUUUGUUUCAGAAUGGCAGAUAUCCAGUCAAAGUCGUGGCUCGCUACCAGAUUCAACGUACUGACCUUUCGGAUACUCCCAUCAUCAGUGUUGAUGAGAAUACCUCGCAUGUGUUUGAUGAUAUUCCGGCUGACACAAUGAUCUCGGUGUCUGUGCGCUCAACGAUUUACUUCCACGGCUCUUUUCUCCCGGGAGACUGGUCGAUUCCAGUCAGCUUCAAGAUUCCCGGCAGCCUUCCGCCAGUUGUGACCAACAUCCUUUUCAAUCUGGAGACAUCUCUCCUGUCGUGGGAGUCUUUGGACCAAUCGGGCGUUCUUCCGUACACUGUGGGAGUUAUCAACCUGCAAACGGGAAAAAGCGUUCUGAGAAUCACAACUACCCGCAGAAACAUUAUUGUGGAUGCAGUUGAACCGGGAUGCUCUUAUCUGGCUACCGUCACCACUUUCACCAACUUUGGACGUUCCGCUCACGAUACCACACUGGAGUUCUGUAUUCCCGCAUUGGUGCCAACUACUCCGGUUGAGACUGUCGUUACUGAAAUCGGAAUGAACUGGUGCAUCCUCGAAUGGGAAGAAUCGCAGCCAAACGGAUCAGAAAUCACGGGAUACAUUGUCAAGAUGACUGAAGAAGGAAAGUACACCCGUAACAAAGAAGUUCCUGUCGGUUCUGCAUCUGGAUACAUGGUCAAGCUGAAGCCACUGGCUCCCAACACAAAAUAUCAGUUCCAAGUGGUGGCCAAAAGCAAAAUCGGAAAUAGUGAGCCGGCUAUUAUCAACAUCAGGACUCAUCCGCUUCCACCGGUCCCGCCAAAGUCAGUUUGAGAUGUCGAUGAUGAAUUACCUCUUUUUUAUUAUUUUUAGAAUGGAAUGUGAUCGCGAAUCAAGUGCUCUGAAACUCCGGUGGCAACGCAUCACUACUAGUGAGGACAUUGUCUACAAGUACGAAAGCUCAAAAUUCUCUCCUGAAACGCUAAUUUUUUUGUUUCCAGGGUCACUCGCCUCAACGAAAAUGGUCAACAGCAAUCGGUAUAUGAGGGUGAAAACAACACCUUCAAAGUGAAAGGAUUGACUGAGGACACCGAAUACAGUUUCCAAGUGAAAGUCACCGACAGAAACACUGGAUCGAGCGCCGUGUCCGAGUCCUACAUCUUCCGCACAACCAUUGCUCCUCCGCCGCCAAUGAAGCACGCGGUCGUCUCUUCUCUAGUUCCUGGAACGUCGUACACGUACCACGUUGAAUGGAGAAAUGCACUUCCGGCAAACUCGCCGUACAGACUGUUCUAUCGCCUGCAAGUAGCGGAUGCAACUGUCCCAGGUGCAAGAUGGACUAUGGUAAGUGGAGAGUACGGGUUGAUCAGUAAACUGAGGUCAUUUACAGGCCUAUGAAGGAACCGCGACUUCGUUCGAUCUGGACACGGAGCAAUUCUCGGGAGCCCUGCACAUCAGAGUGCUCUGUGUGCGUGUUCUUGAAGGAGAUGAAGAGUUGAAAGGAAGUCCGAGUCCGGUCGGAUACAUUGCCAACGAGCCACCAGCUCCUGAUCCGGACGCGGUAUUUGUUCAAUUUUCAAUUUCAACUAGAAUAAUUUCAUUUUCAGGCUCCGCAGAACAGCAGAAGACAAGAGCUUUUUGCUCUCUUCAGAGAGACAAUCCGUCCUUUCGGCUUUAUGGUACAGUGCUGGCCAUUAAUAUAUGAAAAAAUGGUUUUUUGAGGAUAACUUUUUUUCUAGUUAUCCGGGGACCCUGAAACUUAUACGGUAUACAAAAAAAGUACCGUUAGGCAAAGUUGCGGACUUUCAAACUGCAUCAUCAGUUAUUUUUUUCAGAAAAUGUUUUUUUCAUUUUUUUCGAUUUUUUUCGAUUUUUUUGACGUUUUUUUAUUUUUUUCGAUUUAUUUUUCUGUGAUAUCAUAUGACUCUAAAAUGAUUUGUAGACAUGGAAAAACCUUGUGGAAGACAAAAUGUGCCCGUAGAUGUUAAAAAAGCGAUCAUCCGAGGUCGCCAGCAGGGCAUGAAGUUGAAAGAUCUUGCUCAGCAGUUUCAGCUCGGUAUUUCCACUGCUUUCAGCAUUUUGAAAAGAUUCAAGACGCAGGUAAGGUUCAAAGUGUUUGUCAAACCCAAUAAAAUAUUUAGAAUACCUGCAUCGGUCCAAAGGCGCCAGGAAAACCUCGUGGAACCGCCAAGGCCAUGGAUCGGAACAUCCUGAGAGCGUCGAGAGAGGAUCCCAGAAGGACUUCAACGGAAAUCCAGAUGGUUGUGAAUUCUCCCACGGAUCCAGCACCUUCUAGAAGAACAGUCAGAAGACUUUUACAAGAUGCUGGGCUCCAUGGACGACGUCCAGCUCGCAAACCAGAAGAACCGGAAGGCUCGAGUUGCAUGGGCAAAAGCUCAUCUCACCUGGGGACCUCGCGAAUAGGAAAAACACAUCUGGUCCGAUGAAAGCAAGUUUAAUUUGUUUGGUAGUGAUGGAAAUUGCUGGAUUCGGCGUCCCGUUGGAACCAGAUAUUCUUCCAAGUACCAUCUUUCAACAGUCAAGCACGGAGGAGGAUCGUGUAUGGUAUGGGGAUGUUUCUCGGCCAACGCUAUGGGACCUCUGAGACGUAUCAACGGAAUAAACGUCUUCUGAUUGUUCUUCUAGAAGGUGCUGGAUCCGUGGGAGAAUUCACAACCAUCUGGAUUUCCGUUGAAGUCCUUCUGGGAUCCUCUCUCGACGCUCUCAGGAUGUUCCGAUCCAUAGCCUUGGUGGUUCCACGAGGUUUUCCUGGCGCCUUUGGACCGAUGCAGGUUUUCUAAAUGUUUUAUUGGGUUUGACAAACACUUUGAACCUUGCCUGCGUCUUGAAUCUUUUCAAAAUGCUGAAAGCCGUGGAAAUACCGAGCUGAAACUGCUGAGCAAGAUCUUUCAACUUCAUGCCUUGCUGGCGACCUCGGAUGAUCGCUUUUUUAACAUCUACGGGCACAUUUUGUCUUCCACGAGGUUUUCUCAUGUCUACAAAUCAUUUUAGAGUCAUAUGAUAUCACAGAAAAAAAAAUAAAUCGAAAAAAAUAAACAACGUCAAAAAUCGAAAAAUCGAAAAAAUGAAAAAAAAAUAAAUGAUGAUGCAGUUUGAAAGUCCGAAACUUUGCCUAACGGUACUUUUUGUAUACCGUAUAAGUUUCAGGGUCCCCGGAUAACUAGAAAAAAAGUUAUCCUCAAAAAACCAUUUUUUCAUAUAUUAAUGGCCAGCACUGUAAGUAUAACUCGUCGCCUGAUAUCAAAAUUCUAAAUUUCAGAUCGUAAUGAUUGCUGUUGUGCUGAGUCUCAUGUUCACUUCGGAAGUGCUGUUCCGCCGCAUCAGCGAGGUGGACAGCUCCGUCUCCAAUGUGAACAGUGUUCCGUCUUCAACUUCAUAUCUCCCACCCGGUGUUCCUCGCGGUCCCCCCAGUGGUCCAUAA
Messenger RNA from Caenorhabditis sp. 36 PRJEB53466, 10730 nucleotides. NCBI's taxonomy places the organism in Eukaryota, Metazoa, Nematoda, Chromadorea, Rhabditida, Rhabditidae. The record is from the annotation of a GenBank genome assembly.